Molecule: messenger RNA, 1170 nt
Organism: Tetrahymena thermophila SB210
Lineage: Eukaryota; Ciliophora; Oligohymenophorea; Hymenostomatida; Tetrahymenidae
Product: eukaryotic aspartyl protease
Exons: 1
Biological process (GO): proteolysis
Molecular function (GO): aspartic-type endopeptidase activity
Source: RefSeq, a predicted model, not a curated record
AUGAAUAAAAGUUUGAUGAAAUCCUUCUUAGUGAUUUUUGCUUUUGCUGCCCUUGGCCAAUGCUUGCUAAGUAUCCCCUUAAAAAAAAGUAUACCAUUUAGGUAAACUUUUGAUACUUCCUCGAACUCUCACUUGAGAAAAAAUGUUGUAAACAAUCUUGUCAACUAUUAAGAUGGUAUUUAUUAUGCUGAAGUAAAAAUUGGAAAAUCAUAAUAACCACUCUAAGUCAUAUUUGAUAGUAGUAGUAGUGAAUUUUGGAUAGCCUCCAGCAAGUGUCAAUCUUGUGUUAUAGCUUAAAUGUAAACUUAUGACUGCAAAGUGGAAGAUUUAUGCAUUACUUAAGAAGAAUAAUUGGUAUAUUAAUUCGAAACAGGAUUUAUCACUGGUAAUUUAGCUAAGUUUUAUCUAGGAGUACCUGAAACAAAUUCAAUUGAUUACUUUGGAGUUUUAAUUAACGAAGUUGAAAGAAUUCCUUCUAGAAUUAACGGAGUCUUUGGUUUAAUUCCUUCUGACAACUUAACAGAUACUUUGACUCAACCUAACUUAGUCCUUUAGUUGCAUUAAACUCAACAAAUAGAAAAGCCAUUAUUAUCUUUCUACUUUGCUUUGGAGUAGGAUGAAAAAGCUGGUAAAUAGAACUCUUCAGUUACUUUUGGAGGUUACGAUGACUCUAAAAUAGUAGGACAAAUUGAGUAUUUCAAGACUGUUUAACAAAAUACUUGGUUUGUAGAGUUCAAUGACUUCGAAGUUGAUGGAGUUAAUGUAUUUUCCCAAGUAAACUAUGCUUUAAUUGAUACUAGCUCUCCCUUAUUUUAAUUCAAUCCUAAUAUCGCAGAAAAAUUCUAAGCAAUACUAGCUUAGAGAGGAAUUUACAUUGGUUCAGACAACCAAAUUCCCUGCAAUUCUGAUCUUCCUACUAUAGCUUUUACAUUGCGUAAUACCUAAGGAAAUCUUGUGAAAUUUGAAGUUGAACCUUCUUUCUACUUGAUUUAGUCAUCAAAUUUAUCAAAUGUUUGCUAUUUAUACGUAUAUGGUGAUUGCUAAGGUCCUGCUUUAGUUGUAGGAAGUCAAUUCAUUAAAAAAUAUUUGACUAUCUUUGAUUAUGAGCAAAAAACAAUUGGUUUAGCUCGUUCUAUUAACAACCCCCAAUAGUCUACCUUGUAAAAUUGA